UGGUGAUAGACUUGUAUAUGAAUUUAAAAUUUACAUUAAAAAUGUUCUCAUGAAUGUAUCUGUGAAUAACGUUUUAGACAAGAUGUCUGCAUUGGGACCUGGACAAAAUGAAGAUGCAGGAUCACCUCGGGAUUUGGAGAGUAUCUCCCUGAAUUUUCCACAGAAUCAUGGUGGUGAUUUAUGUGGGUCUGAAGUUAACAAACAAAAAAAUACAGCCAAUGGACAAGUAGAAGCAGAAGAAGACCUAGAAGUGACAUCGGAGGAUGAGCAACAAAGGCACGAAGAAAGUGAAAAUAAUCAGCCACAGGUCAAUGAAAGAGAGAAGCACAAAAGCAAUAAAAUGGCAGUAUCAGAAAACCUAUAUGAUGGUGCUGCUGAUGACGGUGACGAUGAUGCAUUACUUCCAGAAAGAAAGAGUAGGAAAACUGAAAGUGGGCAGUUUCCUAGGAUGGAGAAAGAAGUGUGUGAUAGGCCUGCAAAGCAAACAUCUAAGGAGAAGAACAAGGUCAAAGAACAAAUACAUUCUAUGGGUGACCAUAAUGACUUAACUUGGUCAUCUGAAAUGGCCCCAGAGGAUUAUGACUUGCCUUCCUCUUAUUAUCAGCAUUUUAUGUUGCCUGUUGAACAGCUUGGAAUGGACUGUAAAGAUUCUGCUAGCAUCUUGAGAAUGCAAGAUGUGACUUACAAGAAAAAGUAA
This is a messenger RNA of Lemur catta (Ring-tailed lemur), 697 nucleotides long. Its product is annotated as POTE ankyrin domain family member A-like. NCBI's taxonomy places the organism in Eukaryota, Metazoa, Chordata, Mammalia, Primates, Lemuridae. The coding region runs from base 50 to 697 and encodes 215 amino acids. The record is from RefSeq and is a predicted model, not a curated record. The transcript is spliced from 8 exons.